This is a messenger RNA of Cornus florida, 1553 nucleotides long. RefSeq names its product protein BRICK 1-like. The coding region runs from base 174 to 431 and encodes 85 amino acids. Gene Ontology annotation, biological process: regulation of actin polymerization or depolymerization; actin filament organization; cell motility. The transcript is spliced from 3 exons. Gene Ontology annotation, molecular function: protein-containing complex binding. Lineage: Eukaryota; Viridiplantae; Streptophyta; Magnoliopsida; Cornales; Cornaceae. Gene Ontology annotation, cellular component: SCAR complex. The record is from RefSeq and is a predicted model, not a curated record.
UCGAAGAUUAGGGUAACAAUAAACAAGUCAAAACCCACCAAACUCCAACAUACCUCAAUCCCAUUUUCACUUCAACUCAAUACUCGUCUUCUAGACAAUGUAGUGUGCAGAACCACCGCUGCUGCUGCUCUCUCUCUAGAACUCUCUCUCUCUCUGUCUCUCAAAAUAAUGUAAUGGCUCGAGCUGGGGGAAUAACGAACGCAGUGAACGUAGGGAUAGCAGUGCAAGCAGACUGGGAGAAUCGCGAGUUCAUAUCUCACAUUUCCCUCAAUGUUCGUCGCCUCUUUGACUUCCUCGUCCAAUUCGAGGCUACAACGAAGAGCAAAUUAGCAUCGUUGAAUGAGAAGCUUGAUACACUAGAACGUCGUUUGGAACUGCUUGAAGUCCAAGUGGGUACUGCAACAGCCAACCCAUCUCUCUUUACUACUUGAUGUUUAUUGGAUUGGUGUCAAUGUAGACACAUAGCUUUGCCUGAUCCUAGCAAAGAAAGGCUUGAGGCUGCAAUAAUGAAGUCGAUGGCGGUAGGGCUGGACUCUUUCUUCUCUUCUUUUUUGUUGAUGAUGAUGAUUUCGAUGGCUAAAGGUGAUGAUUGGGAAGAGAUAUUUGGUCAUUAAUUCCGGUAAUCAAUGGUGACGGCUAGUGGCAACGCAAACUAGUUGUGACGGCUAAAUUAGGGAUCACACUGGUUUGAAGAGGCGAGGCUACGUUCACGAGGAGGGACGUUAGUGAGGAGGAAGGAAAAUCAUCAUAGAAAAGAGUGAUCCCUGGAGAACAGCUGAAGGUUGGCACUUGGUAGUAACGGUUGCAAGUUGAGGUGUCAGUUGGCAUGGGAGGCUAGGGUUGUGUCUAGUUUUUGAAUGAGAAAUUGCGAUAUUAAGGUUAGUAAUGAGAGAGUAUAUACCCUUUGGCCUUUAUCCAAUGUAUCACGGAGUGUCAUAGCAUAUGUUGCUUACCAAUCAAAAUAAUAUGAAAAAUAUUUAUUAGUAAGUUACAAUUCGAUUCUUUUUUAUGGCAAACCAUGAACUGAUCAUAUUUUGUGGUUCCUUUAUUUUAGAACCGGAACUGAACCAUUCCUUCUCAGAGCCGGACCAAGCCAUAGGGUUUGGUUCAGUUUUCCACUAUGAACAGGCCCGUAUGCGCCCCAAAUUGUGGAAUUGAACUCCAUUAGCAUAACUUUACACUUAGAGCCAUUUUUCCUGCUCUGAUGAUCCUACGAUUGGAUACCUUAUGAUCUUAACAUUGGUUUUCCUGAUUGAAUUUCAGCUCAAUCUGAUGUUUAGGCUACUCUUGCCCGUGUCUUUACUGUCCCAACGAUCAGUGGUUGAGUAACUAAGAGUAACAACUGCACCGAUUUUAAUGAAUCUGUUCUAGUCUGUUUCCAAUUGCAGGAAGAUUAUGCAAUAUAGUGCCUAAACUGAAUCAAGUAGAAGUGUAGUAGCACAUAGUAGAUUCUUUUCAGCUUAAAGAAAAUCAAAUGAACAUCAAGUUGCAUUAGUCUCUUACAGGAGAGUGUGAAUCAACCUUCAUUUUCUUUUUUAUCAAUUUUCUUGUGA